GAGUAUCUAUGCCAUUCGUCAUGUAAUAUAAACAUACUUUCCUACAACAAGGAAUUGAACAAUAAGAACUGUACGCCAACUCGAUCGUUAUGUGCUGGACUAUAGUUUUGAUGAUCAUUAACAUGAUGUAUGAAUUUUGUUUAGAAUCAUUCAGAGAAAUGAUUGUCUGUCAGAAAAAGUAGUAUCUCUAUCUAAUGAAGGAAUAUUCUUAAGUAGGACUUAUCAAUCGAACUGAUAUUUUGCUGAUUAGUCAGUCUCAUGGACUUUUGAAUAUUCUGGAAAAUUUAACCCAAAAGAGUAUGUUCUUCUUCGAAUAUGGAAUAUCCAAAAUAAAACUUAUUUAUCAUAGGCAAAGGUAAGAAAACACAUUAUUUUUAACAAUGGAUAUAUGAAAAAGAAAAUAUGGUUUUGAGUUGAAAUUUGAAGACAUUCAAGGUCUACGAGAUCUGCUUAUGGACAAUAUCUCACAUCCAAAUUUCAUACUAUGAUUUCUUCUGAAAUACGCUGUCAGAAAUUUAACAAAAAAGUAACUAAAAUUAUAAUAACCUAGAAAGUACAAUGCAUAGGGAUGAAUCUUUAGAGACUUCUGUUAGUUUGAUUGGGGUCUAAUUACUGGAAAAAUAUAAGUUUAAUUUGACAAUUUAAACUUGGGAACCUCCCAUCAUCUGUCCGCAGUUUCUUUUGUGAAACUCGCAUAUUCUUUCGCAGGAAAUCGUGACUGUAAAUUAGUAGUCGAAGUUUUUCACCUCCUCCAUACCUAUAACAGACGUUAGCAAUCGCGAACGACGGUGAUCAGACUCUUUUCUUAGAGUUCCUUAGUAACACGAAAAACUACUGAAUUGAGACAUGCUCUAUAUAUAAUGAAUACGUGUAACAGGAUUAUUCGUUAGUUCAAUCAAUGGUUAAAAUGUGAAUUAUAUUUGAAUUAAGAGUCAUACAAUGUUAAAAAGAGAAUAACGAGUGCAUAGCAACACGAUAAACAAAAAAUUAUACCAGAUAUAAAAGAAACAAAAACAAUUUUGUUUCAAAUGUAAAAAAUAAACAGAAGAAGUCGUAUCUAUGGCGGCCGAUUUUCUUGAAAAAGAAUUCAAGUUUGCGAAAAAGUUUUCUUUUGACAUAUUUUCGAUAAGUAUAAUUAGAGUAAAAAACCUGUGAACUUCACCUUUUAUCACCUCUGAAGCUACACAAACAAGCUUUUAUUACUCUCACACUUGUCAAGUUCUAUUGACUUGAUUUGUUUCGAUUGUUAUUCAAUAACUUAAUCAAUUUUCUAUCAUAUUAUUUUUCUAAUGCCGUGAAAUAAACUAUUCUUGUUUAAUUAGUUUUUGGUCUAAUUUUGUCAAUUGAUUAAAUAAAGUAAAACAAUAUAGAGCAAACCGUCUUUUUGUGUUAUAGUUUAAAUUAAGUACUAAAUCUUCAUCACAAGCAACGGCAUCGAGCAGGAUACAACUUCAACAGAAAGAACGACAAAAUAGCCAGUGGGAAAAUAAAUAUUUUAUUCAUGGAGACUCAUCAGAUAUUGUUGCUGAUGUUAAAAAUCAAGUGCAUGGUUGUAUUGCUUCUUCUGUUUCAGAAAAUAUUGAUAUAUAUUUAUCUCAACUUCAUGAUAUUACUAUAACAGCUGAUAACAUUCUUCAUCAGCGUUUAUUGACAAUAUCAUCUUUAGAAGAAAACGUUAUUCAACAAAUUAUUCAAGAAAGACAGAGUCUUAUUGAUAAAAUACUAAUUAAGGGUCGUUCACAAAUGGAUCAAUCAGAAGACUAUUAUCGAAAACUAAUAGAAGACUUUAUUGCUAAAUUACAAAUUGAAAUGUCAAAACAUUUAGAUUUAUUACAAAAACAAAUCGAAGCUGAAAAACAAAGUGUUUUUUCUCAUGCAAAUAGUAACAUUCAAGAUUUAACAGUGAGAUCAGAAAAUGCUAAAAGACAAUUUCUUCAGAUAUUACAAGUUUUUGCUGAAUCGAAACGUCAAGGAGUAUUGGAUGAAAUGUCUAGUACUUCUAUGGAUAGAACACUUCAACCUCUUGGUUAUGAACAAUUAAGAAAACUUAAUGUAGAAAUGUAUUCUACUGUAGGCAUGAAAAAAGAAGGACAAGGUUGUGAUAAUAUACCUGACAGAAAUAAAUAUAUCAAAGAUAUUAAUGAUGCGAAACCGAAUCAGCCUCUUAAAAGGACCGUUUAUAUUGGAAGUAGUGGUGAUUCAAUAUUAGAAAGUUACAAAUAA
Molecule: messenger RNA, 2223 nt
Organism: Rotaria sp. Silwood2
Lineage: Eukaryota; Metazoa; Rotifera; Eurotatoria; Philodinida; Philodinidae
Source: the annotation of a GenBank genome assembly